Molecule: messenger RNA, 510 nt
Organism: Trichoderma asperellum CBS 433.97
Lineage: Eukaryota; Fungi; Ascomycota; Sordariomycetes; Hypocreales; Hypocreaceae
Source: RefSeq, a predicted model, not a curated record
AUGUCGAAACGAACAGUCUUCACCUCCAUCACUCCCCUUCCUCCGGGGAUCUCCCGACAAGCCGCCAUCGACUUCCUCCACAACCAUCGCGAUAUGAUCGAUCUGAAUCCCUUGGUCACCGAUCGCCAUAUCAUUCCUCCUCCUCCUCACGCCCUGCCAGAAGAGCACGCCUGCACCUGGUAUUCCAUCACCGAUAAAAUCUCCUACCUUCCCGGUGGCCUUGUUACAGGCGCAGUCUCAUAUACAGCCGCAUUCCACGACCUGCCAACGGGUCUGCAGACUCACUGCCAUGCACCCAUGGGCGUUGACCUCCGAGAGAAGUGGUCUGUUGCUGGAUCUGAGCCCGGAGAAGACCCGGAGCCGAUGGAGCUGGGUUUGGGGGCGCCGCGGACGGGGCUAUAUAUUCGGGAGGACGUCAUCAUAACAUGCAAUAUGGUUAUGGCUGGCUUCAUUAAGAAGACGAUUAAGAAGGCUCACGGCGUACUAAUCGAGGCCAUAGCCUCAAAGGCU